AUGCUGUUACCAGCACGGAAACGUUCGCUGUUUUUCAAAAUAUUCAUAUUGGUACCGGUUGUAUGGAUAUGUGUAGUAUUUUAUUUUGCUGUUCUGGAUCGCUCAAAUACCGUUCAUGACAACAGAGCUGAAGCGGCGGUACGAAUGCCACGAAUGCCGCUUGUGCAGGGCUUUGGUCCACCGAUAUCGAAAGAGAAAGAUGAAGAGGAAAAGCCGCCACCACCCAGAGAGAAGGAGGAAGAUAAGGGGCCGAUUCCGGUUGUACCGAAGCCGGCGUUUUUUGUGAACGCCUCGGAUCCGAUCUAUAAGUCCGGAGAUCCGAAACAAGCGGGUGAAAAAGGAGCUGCAGUGAAUAUUGAUAAAAAUAAAUUAUCGCCAGAAGAGAAACGAAAAUACGACACGGGCUUUCAAAAUAACGCUUUCAAUCAAUACGCAUCAGAUAUGAUAUCAAUACAUCGAACGCUUCCGGAUAUCCUUGAUAAAGAAUGUUUGACUGAAAAAUACCUUGAUGACCUGCCGGACACAUCUGUCGUUGUGUGCUUCCACAAUGAAGCGUGGUCAGUACUACUGCGUACGGUACACUCGAUACUGGAACGAACACCUGAUCGAUUACUCAAAGAGAUCAUUUUGGUCGACGACUUUUCAGACAUGGCGCAUACUAAAGAACCGCUUGCUCGAUAUAUGUCACAGUUUCCAAAGGUGAAGAUUCUACGGAUGGAGAAACGAGAAGGUCUGAUUCGCGCGCGGUUGCGCGGUGCGGCAAUUGCUGAAGGGAAAGUGUUGACGUAUCUUGACUCACAUUGCGAAUGUAUGGAAGGAUGGAUAGAGCCACUAUUAGAUCGAAUCAAACGAGAUCCCACGACGGUAGUCUGUCCUGUGAUUGAUGUCAUUGAUGACAAUACUUUU
Ostertagia ostertagi is the source of this 906-nucleotide messenger RNA. The record is from the annotation of a GenBank genome assembly. NCBI's taxonomy places the organism in Eukaryota, Metazoa, Nematoda, Chromadorea, Rhabditida, Trichostrongylidae.